CUUGAGUGAAGCUGAUUUCAGCAAAGGCCAGCAUCGCCACUCCAAAGUGGCAUUCGCCAUUCGUCUGUGAACUUGUACAAUAGUGCUCGCCUCACAAAUCUCGCACGACCGACCGGACGGUGGUGUACACGCGCUCUCGCGGUGGUUAGCGGCCUAGCGUCUCAACAAAGAAAAGCCCUGAGUCCGUCACGACGGGCGACUAAAAGUGUGCGGUUGUUUUUUUUCGUUCUUCGUUGCCCUUAGCAAGCCCGCGGAGAACGCAUUUCUUGUUCCCAAUUGUAGCGAAUACAAGAGGCGCACACACAGAGAGGCAAGCCGAGAUCCGGAUGUCAGUGCGGAGUUGUCAUCUUUCCCGCAGGAGAACUGUCAAGUGUGCGAGGAGAGCUGCUGGCGACGAAAAGAGCGGAUCUUCUGUUGCAGACAUUGAAGAUGCAUUCCACAGCAGCAGUCGGAUCAACCGGACCGGCAUUAUAAACGGAGAAUCCCGCAGCAGCUUCCUAACAACAUGAUACGGUGGUAAACAACGUAUCCGGGAGUACGUACAAAUCUAACCAGUGCAAUUUUAGCGUGUCAAACGGCGAGUGUGCAAUGUGUUGUUAGUUAAUUCCUCAGCCCAUCUGACUGUGUGGCGUGGAGGUCUGUGUUUCGUACCCAGUGUGUGUGUGUGCUGAUGCUUUUUGCAAAUAAAAAGCGUUAACAAAAAUCGUUUUAAACUUCAAGACACCGUGGUCUACACAACCGUGUAGAAAUAGAAGAAGAUCGACGAGGAAUGAGACGACCGGCAGUAGUGCAACGGCUCGAUAAUAGAUUGCCCAUCAUCAUCAUCAUCAUCAACGGAAGGUGCUAAGGCUGCCACGACGCGCGUUAGGGUUUGUGUUGUAGCAAAGCGAUCGUGUCGCGCGACACUAUCAUUCAUCCUGCCAGCAGAAGCGAAGAUGCUUCCCCGGGACGUAGCAUGUGUGCGGGAAAAGGAGUGAGUGGAGUUAUGCGUGGAGCUUUGCGUGUGUGCUGCGGCAGGCAGGGGGGCGCAUAACGACGAUAAGCGUUAGACUGCUGCCGCUGCUGCUGCUGCUGUACUCCUGGCAGCUGAAUGCUUAAUGGAGAACGUACUCGUGUGUUGGAUGAUUUGGUUGUUGUGGUAGUAGUAGUAGUGCCUGUCUCUGCUAGAGCGGUGUGCGCAGGGUGUGCAUUAUUCAAACGCAAACGGCAAUACAGUGGCGCGUGUGUGUGUGAGAGAAAGAGAGAGAGAGAGCAAUCCUAGCAAACACGCGUUUGCGGCGGCGUUUUGCGCUAAGGAAACGCGUUGGCGCAUCUAAGCAGGCGGCGAUAACGUGCAAUAUUGAAAAUAUAUAGCCGUCGUUACCCAGCAGCAGUAGCAUCUGCCACUCGCUUUAAGGUCGAGAUGAUGGUGCGUUACACAAGAACCCGACCUGUGUACCGUGGUCCGCGUGAAUAGUAUGUGUGUGGAGUGUGCAAUCCGUGAGAUGUUAGUCAUCCUGCUUCGAUAGUACACUGGACACGGCUCUGUAAAGCAGACAUGUACGACGGUGUACAAAGAUUUUAACGUGUUUCCUGUGUCCUCUUUGUGUUAACGUUUGUGUGAGUGUAAGUGUAUUUGAGUGCGAGUGCGCGCGCGUCCGUUUAAAGUGUGUGUUUUUCGUUGUUGUUGUUAUUAUUGUUGUUAUUCGGGGCGCUCCGUGCUGCGUUCCGUUUGGCAAACGCGGCGGGUCGUGUCUGUGUGUUUGUUUGAGCGUUAUCACCACACCACCUGCUGCCACCUCGGGGCGGGUGUCUGCGUCGAGUCGGCCGCGCGAUUUUUUUGUCGCCAUUCGCGCAGACAGCUCGGCAGCUUUUUAGGCGCAGGCGGUGGCCGCUCUCGUGUACCCUCCCACCCAUCCAUCCCCCGUGCGCAAUGUGGCCGGGUGUGCUGUGUCUGCAGCAGGAGGGAACCCACCGUGUGCUAUCAGCUCACGUAGCGAAUGGAAAAGUGUCGUCGCGUGUGCGUGUUUGUGUGUGUGCAAUAGAUCCACUGUUAGUCAUCUGGUGAGCACACCUAACAGUAUGUGAAGAGUUCCGUGCGGAAGUGAUAGAAGAGGAGUAGUAAAGCAAAAAGGAAGCAAUGGCUGGACAGUAAGAGCGUAGUGUUGUGUGCGCGUGUGUCUGUGCGUCGCAUGUGGUUUGGAUGGGAAGUGAGGCGCGCGUGUCUGACGGAAAGAACGCAACCCGUGUGUGUUCUGGUGUGUGAUAGUGAAACGGAGAGAAAUGCUGGAGCAUUGUAACGCGACCGGAAAGAUAGGUUAGAGUAAAAAUAGCAACAACAGCUACCGCCUGUAAUAUAGAAAUAUAGUGUGUCGCCGAUUGUGAAACAACUAGUUGUUGUUUUGGCAUUGUGUAUAGUUACAAUAUAUCAAUUUCUACAACCACUCGUACGAUUAAGUGCUAGUUAAGCUCUAGCCAGCACUGUUUCUUCAACGCUUGUUGUCGGAUUGCCUAGCAGCCGACCCUUCAAUCAACGGCAGAAGUUUGACAAUUCUCGCCUGCUUUUUUCACUAAAAGUACAAAGCAUCACUCCCAGGCAGUGGUGAUACCCACCCACACUCACUCUCAACGAACUCAUGGGAAACCGCAGGAAGAGCGGGUCAAGGUGUACUAGCAAACAUUCUGUAACGUAACGUAACGGUAACGGUAAGAAGCAUUACUAAAGAGGCUAGCAGAGCACAACAAUAAUAUAGGCUAGCGAACCAGCGAUAGGCUUUUGUGGCACAAAAGUUACAAAAAACAGAGCUACCUUCCUCAAACACCCACCCACCUGGCCCAGCAAGCAGUGCGAGGAAAGAACGGGCGACGGCUGGGUCGACGUAUUUGCGCGCUGCGCUGCUGUACCGCAUCAACCGCGCCAUCCGGGACAUGGCUAACCCGACGAACUUCAUCCGGGAGAAGGUUAGUGGGCAGCGGUUCCGCUACACCGACGAUGAGUUCAAUCUGGACCUUACGUAUAUUACGCCAAAGAUCAUCGCCAUGGGCUUUCCGGCGGGCAAUGUGGAGGCCAUCUACCGGAAUAAUCGCGAACACGUGGUCAAGCUACUCACCCAGCGGCACGACAAAAAGUUCAAAGUGUACAACCUUUGCUCGGAGCGCACGUACGAUCCGAAAUUGUUUCCGUACCAUGCCGAAUAUCCGUUCAAGGAUCAUAAUCCGCCGGAUAUAGAACUGAUCGACAAGUUCUGCAAAGAUGUGGACAGCUUCCUGAAUGCGGAUAGUUCGCAUGUCGUGGCGAUCCAUUGCAAGGCUGGCAAAGGACGCACGGGAACAAUGAUCUGCUGCUACUUGCUGUACAACAACAGCUUCCAGACGGCCCACGAGGCACUGACGUAUUAUGCGGAAAAGCGCACGAAGGAUAAGAAAGGCGUCACCAUUCCUUCGCAGCGCCGCUACGUGGUGUACUACGAGCAGCUGUUGCGCCAAAACCUAACGUACCGGAAGGUGUCGCUCUAUAUUCUUGAGCUGCGCAUCUUUCCCGCCGAUUUGCCGUUGAAGGUAGGUUCGAUCCAGCAAAAGGACAUGAAGGAACCGCUGCCGCUGGUGAAGUUCCGGCGCACGGACCACUACAUAUCGGUCGAGCUCGACUGCUGUAUGCCACUGGCCGGCGACGUGAAGGUUGAGUUUCGACCGAACAAACUCGACAAAGGGUGGCACUUUUGGUUUAAUACGUUUUUCGUCGAGCUAGCUGGUGCCGAAGACCAAUCACAGGGCCGAUUCGUCCUGACACUGGACAAACAAGAGAUUGACGACGCGCACAAAGGUAGCGCCAAAAAGUGCCCCGAACAGGUGCAAGUGUUUCUCAAUCGAAGGGGCGAGUGCGUCGACACGAUGGACGCCCGGCCUGUGCCGCAGGCAGUGGUCGAGGGAACGCAAAAGAGCGCUACACACACGAACAACCACCAUCACGUCGUGCCGUACCAGCAUCACACGGUACCGCACGAGCAGCAGCUGCAGCAACAGCGCCAGUAUCUGGCUAUGCGCGACCAGUCGAACCGGAGCCAAUCGCUGAUCCCUAGUUCCAACUAUACCGACCCACAGCAGCUACAUCACCGAUCGGUGAACAACAACCGUGCCUCGUUGGGAGGCAACCAACAGAAUAGUGGCAUUUUUUACGGUAUCGGUAUGAAAACUGCGGACGUUGAACAACGGCAGGCGGCACAACUGCAGAAGCAGCAGCACCAGCAGCACCAGCAGCAGCUACACCAGCAGCAGCAGCAGCAGCAGCAGCAGCUUCAGCAACAGCAGCGGCAGCUGAACCAUUCCGGCGGCUCUUCCGAGGGUACCGACGAAGACUGGGAAUCCGGUGAGUGUCAAACAGUAGUAUCGGAAACCAUGUGCAAAUCAAGAACAACAGCUACCAACUCAGCAACAACCGCGAAUACAGCAACAGCAACAGCUACGAUUACUUCCGCCACUGCUACAGCAACAGCAGCAGCAACAACAACAACAACAAUCCCCAGUACAACAACACCUAAUACCAAACCCAACCAAAAAAACCGCAGUAGUAGUAGUUUCGUUUUUCCACCAUCACCACCACCAUCCGCCAUCCGGGCAGCAGCGACGGUGGCCGCAGCAACUGGAGUAUCGGUAGCCAGCAGCAGCAAACCCUGCCUCAUCUCCUCCCUUUCCUCCUCUUCCGCUCCUCGUCGUUGUAUCAGCGACAACGAGAACUACCUUCUUACCCGUAGUAGUUGUGGGCUCAUCACUAAAAGUAGUCAAAGUAGUUACGAUCAGCUCGUCGAACACGAACAACAACUUCCCUUUAGUAGCGAUAGUAGUACUACUACCACCAACACCAUCAUCAUCAAUACACCCAACCAGACUUUUAACCAAAUUUGUCGGAUGCAUCCGAUCCAAAUGCAGCCGGUGGCGGCCGCACCACCAUCACUGCCACCGCACGGUGAUGAUGAUGAUGGCUUAUUCCGACCUGGUUCGGAUAGCUCUUCGCUGGCCGUUAUGCUGUACGAUGCCGGUGCGCUACAGUUUGCAGGUGCCAGCGGUGGAAACGAUGCACGUGCGUCGCAAGAAUCUCACGCUUUGCUUGCCGGCGCAACUGCUGCCGUGGCAUUGCCUGGACGGGAGGGUACGAUAGGGCAUGGUAGCGUUGGGGCGUCUAGCGUUAAGGUAAGCGCUUUGUCGGUGGACAAACUUGCCGACAGCGGCAAGAGUGGAGUUGCUAGUGGAGGUGCCGGUGGUGGUGGUAGUAGCGGGAAGAGCAAAUUCUCGUCCCCCUCGCCGUUCCACCGGUUCGGAAUGGCCAUGCGGCGCAGGAAGAAACGGUCGCUGAAGCUGAAGCACGCUGCCGGCAGUGGCAAUGGCGCUCUCGGUGGGAACUCACUGUACGGGUCCUGUGCCAGCAAUCUAUCGGGCGUAUCGGUGGGCAACGGGUCGGCCAAAGGGAAAGGAUCCAGUGGCGGUGCCGGCGAUGCCAGUGGAGGAAGCAGCAGCAGCAGAACGAAGCUAAAGUUUCGCUGGCUGCGCAACAUGCGCAGCGAUCCGAACUUGAAGGAAACGCUCGCCAAGAGCGUGCAGCUGCGCACAACCAAUCCUCUCGGCACGGGUGCCGGUUGCAUUGUCGGGGAAGUGACGAAGAGCACCGAGCGUAGCACGGGCGUCGUCACCAUUCCCAAGAGCCCGACAGUACCCUCCACAAAGAUGCCCAUACCGAACGUCCCCGGUACGGCGAGCGACGCGGUGGGAAGCUUGAAAGAGAUCGCUGGCUGUAAUCUGCCCACCGAUUACUACUCCUUUCUCUGUGAUAAUCAGCUGAGCUACGAAUCGCCGGGCAAAAGCCCGGGUCAUCUGAUGCGGUUAGAGCAGGCGCUCGCGCGUCGCCCGUCCACCAUCGAGGAAGUGCUGCUACAACCGGCCGGACCGCCUACACCGCCGCCGCAGCCGCCUCCUCCGGCUCCGCUGCUCUCAUCGGCACCACCGGCAGCGAUCACCGUGUCAGACACCGACUGUAGCGUGGUGAAGCCGAGAGCGUCGAAGGUGAAGAUCGGGUUCAACGUUAGUCCGGUGCCGCCGGCGUCACCGAUCGAAGGCACCAGGCACGGUUCGAUCGAGAGUUCGUUUGAGAUUAUCAACAAAAGCGAUGCGCCGUUGGACGCGACAGAAGAGCAUCUAUCGCCCGCUGGCGGUGACAGUGGGACGCUCCCGGCAGCCGGCAGUGGGCACAGCUUCUGCAACAAACUGCUGCAACACAUCGUUACCUCGGUAGGUGGUGGAAGCAAGGCAAAGGAUUUGCCGGUGCCGAGCGAAACCAGAAAGCAGGACAGUGAUGAACGGUUCGAGUGUCCCACCGCCACGCACAGCUCCAGUCGUUCGUCGUCUUCAUGCUCUUCACUGGCGGUGGCACCAUCAGCAGCCGUCGUAGUACAAACAACCAGCGGAAGUCCCGUCCUUGCCCGCAGCAACCGUUGCGCACCGUUCUCGUUCCGCGAGCUUAGUGCCGAGCUGCGUGCGGCCAUGAAGAUACCGAUACCGAAGCAUCGCUCAGCCACAGCAGCGGCGACGGGGCCGGCGGCACCAUCGUCUUCGUCCUCCUCCUCCUCCUCGUUGAACAUUGCGGCCGGUGGUGGUACUACCGUACGUUCAAUCGAACGUACCCUGAGUGCUCCCGUAGCCGUGCAAACGCUCGAUACCAGUGGGCCUGAAUGCGAGAUCGCUAGCAUCCCGUCGUCUGCCGGCAACGGUACCUCCACUAGCACCACCAUCACCAACGCAGCACCACCACCCUCCAUCAUGCUCAAUCGAUCGCUGUCCGAUCGUCAGCUUGGUGAUGAUCAUAGAUCAAGCCACCGAUAGCAACUUAGGUCACUCGCUACCGCGCCCGAAGUGGUGUCCUUCCUGUUGAUUUGUUCCCCGUAGAUUUACCCUUUCUUGACACAUUACCACCACACACACCCUGAGACCCCUACCAAAACUCGCUUCAUACAUACACACAAAAUUACACUCACGCACACACACAACUAGACAUGCUGACAACCACGUUCGUUCGUUUGUAUCGAGUGAAAGAUUCUAUUAGAUAUAUGCUACAAAUUUAUCUGUAUAGUCUUUCCUUUACAAGUCGUGUGUGGAUUUAUAUGAACAGUAUAGCAUUCACAGUACCGUUUCGACCUGCAGACACAAUCGACUAUAUAUGGACGUGUAUGAGCGGAGAUGAGGUGAGUGAGCAGAGACAGAUGAAAAGAGAGAGAGAGAGAGAGAGAGAGAGAGAGUUUAUAACAACUAGUACAUAUUUCAAUUGGCAAGCAUUGCUGUGAUUUAAAAACGUUCGAUUGUUGAAGAAACGAAAUAUCGAGUAAGAGAGAGAUAGAUAGAGAGAGAGAGAGAGAGAGAGAGAGAAGAGCGCAAGAGAGGUAGGGUAGAUAAAUAAGUGUAAUACGAUAAGGGAAUAGUACGUUGUAAGUCCGAAUGCUGUUUGUUUUAAUGCGUGCAGUGGAGAUGUGUAACGUGGCUACUUAAGAGAAAGCUAGAGAAAGCAUAUUAUUUGUUGUAUUAGUGUUUUGUUCUAAUUUCGAAAUUGGGAAACUAGCAGUCCUGCGUUAGUGAGUGUGUGUACAAACAGCAGAGCCCUGUGUGUUGUGUGGUAGCUGCGCGGGUCACGAUUUUAGCAAAUAGAAGAGCAGGAAGUACAAGACACACAGAUCGAUACACAACGCUAUCAUUCAAACAAUUUGAACGAAGCAACGACUCUGUACGGCAGUUUCAAAGAUAAAUCGGUUUAGUUAAUGAUGGCCAAUUCGUAAUUGUUUAGCUGUGUAUAGUUUUUAAAUUGCCCGGAAGAGAAAAGAGGCCCCCCUGUCAAUCCUUUGUUUUUGUUAUUUUCUUCCAAAGAGCACCUUUUUCACAGCAAAUUUCUUCUUUUGACGCCCCAUGAAAAUAGUUUCUAUUGCAGCAGUAGUAGUAGGUAGUAUUAGUAGUAGAUGAGGUAAAUCCUCCCCAAGCACGAUGAUAGAAAGAGCCCAUUUUGUCGUUAAUUUGUUAGUGUAAUGUUACGCGGGCGCGUGUUAAGAUUUGUUUUGUUUAGUAGCCGUUAUUUUUGUGUUUAGAUUAUGUUUUGUUUAUGUCUGUCUGUUUUUUUAGCCUACAGUGAAUCUUUAGAGCGUUUCCACACUGUUUCCCGAUACGCGUUAAGUUUAUGCUAAAAACCCCUAUUUGCGAUUUGAUGGAUGGAUUAAAGAGAAGCAAUCCUUCAAGCGUUACACCAAAAACCAACACAUUGCCCCCGGAAUGUUAAUUUAUUUUCUCGUCCGUCGCCGCCUUAUGGGAAAGCGACAGCAGCCCCUCGUGUUAUUCGUUUUGUGGAAAAAAGAAAUUGAGAAAUUCAACGGCGCUUGUUGAUACCUCAUUGUUUUCUGCACGUACGCUUGUAACUACUAUAUUCAACACUAUCCCGUUUUCUUUCUGUGUACAAAUCACUGCGGUGCAUUCAUCAGCUAAAUCGAAUCACAUUUCUCUAUCCAUGCGGCGGGGGUAUGUGUGUGUGUGUGUGUACAUGCUGCUGUGUAGGCUUAUUGGGCUAUGAAAAGCACAUUGCAUAUAACUAUCUUCACCCCUCCCAUCUGCGUCUGUUACUGCUCCUCUCACAUUAUGCAGGUCGGAUUAACAAGUUUACCAAGGACACAGGACACACAGGACGUGACCGACCUAUAACCACCAUAACUUUGUUAACACGGUACGAUAAAAAAAGGUGUACGGUUUCUAUGUUCAUUUGUAUAUUCUUGCACACGUUUUAUUAUUUUGCAAUUAUCAGUUACGCAAAGCGCACAUCGACUAAUGGCUAAUCGGACAUAUAUUAGCACAAUAAUACACUCUCUCACCCAUACACAAACACACAUACACACACUUCUCUGAAUGGAAUGGAUAUCGUACCAACACGAUGAUCAUCUCCUAGUUCAUCCCUAUCUCCUUUAUCCAAAACAUCACUUAUUCAUUAGUCUACUUUUAAUGAUUUAAAAUUAAUAAUUUCACGUUGUCAUCUUACCAACACGCAUCCUAUUGUCACUCGUACUAAAUGUGCUGCACACGAGCAAAUUACCAAAUUUGAUUGUACAGAAGUGGGUACUGGAGCACGGGAAUGUGUUUCAUUGGAAAUGGACAAACGAUCACUAAAAACCCUACCUCUUACGCUAAGUUAGAUGUAAUAUUCGCACGCUUCUUGUGAUACUGUUACAUGUAAUAUUGCUGCACACACAAUGUUGAAUAACUUGCCCGUUUUGUUCAAUAGGGGUCCUUUCCAGGGUUAUUGGAAUGAUUGUUGGAAGAAGUGACCGACAAAUCGUGAUUAUUAUAGGUCUGGUGGAUGGAAGUAGAUCACAAACUGUUGGUGCAACAAAAAAAAAAAAAAGAUUUUGACAGGACAGAAAUUGUUUAAAUCACUGUCUGGUGCACUGUAUACUAAACGUACGUAACAAUCGCUUAGUAUGAUUGUACAAAUUAAGUAGAAACUCUCAUCUAAUAACGCCCUGUGGUGCCGGUCAUAAGACCCUACAAGUUGGAAGGAAUCUCAGCAAUAAUAUUCGUGCGUAACAGGCGUUGCCGCAGCGCCCCUUCGACAGGCUCCUUUAUCCUUAUCACCAACGUCCUCUGUCGCAAAUUCUCCAUUCUCCUUCUUUCCGCAUGUUGUAAAGGCUUUUCCAUCACAACGAAGACGAAGAAAAGUGAUGCAGCGAUGAACAACAUUUUGUACCCAUGAAAGUGGUCAAUUACCCUUGUGUGUCUGUACCUUUACUCUCCCCCCGUGUAUGCUUAGAACUUACC
Anopheles merus is the source of this 9807-nucleotide messenger RNA. RefSeq names its product flocculation protein FLO11 (gene Pten). The coding region runs from base 2908 to 6849 and encodes 1313 amino acids. Lineage: Eukaryota; Metazoa; Arthropoda; Insecta; Diptera; Culicidae. Gene Ontology annotation, biological process: protein dephosphorylation. Gene Ontology annotation, molecular function: protein tyrosine phosphatase activity; phosphatidylinositol-3,4,5-trisphosphate 3-phosphatase activity; protein tyrosine/serine/threonine phosphatase activity. Gene Ontology annotation, cellular component: cytosol. The transcript is spliced from 9 exons. The record is from RefSeq and is a predicted model, not a curated record.